AACCCUGACAUCAGGUUCGUCGCAGCUUUCCCUUGCAAUGGAUCACCAGAGAUCACCCAACUUCCUGUCUUCUGUUGUCUUCCCAGGUGUUCAAAUCCACGAACGAACCAGCGUCAUCCAUGUCCUGGACCAGAAGGGCUGCGUAACUGGAGUGGAGACAGACAGAGGGAUGAUUGAGUGCCCAUACUUCGUUAACUGUGCUGGGCAGUGGGCUUACGAGCUCGGCCUUUCCAACGAACAGCCAGUCAGCAUCCCGCUGCAUGCCUGCGAACACUUCUACCUGCUGACGCGCCCCCUGAAGACCCCGCUGGAGAGUAGCACGCCAACUAUUGUGGACCUUGAUGGGAGGAUCUACAUCCGCAGCUGGCAGGGGGGCAUCCUCUCGGGAGGCUUUGAAAAGAACCCCAAGCCUAUUUUCACAGAGGGGAAGAAUCAGCUGGAGGUCCACCGCUUGCAGGAAGACUGGGAUCACUUUG
Messenger RNA from Thamnophis sirtalis, 476 nucleotides. The record is from RefSeq and is a predicted model, not a curated record. NCBI's taxonomy places the organism in Eukaryota, Metazoa, Chordata, Lepidosauria, Squamata, Natricidae.